Molecule: messenger RNA, 1124 nt
Organism: Ostrea edulis (European flat oyster)
Lineage: Eukaryota; Metazoa; Mollusca; Bivalvia; Ostreida; Ostreidae
Exons: 3
Coding region: 17-1012 (331 amino acids)
Molecular function (GO): protein binding
Source: RefSeq, a predicted model, not a curated record
UGGCUUAGUAGAGUCAAUGUUUACGAUGUUCAACAAAUGCAUGAUUCCUAUUUUGCUUAUUUAUGCCUUACACAUUCAUGGCAAUUCUUGUCUAGAAGAGAUUCAUGACCUCCGCAAAACCGUCGAGGAGAACACUGAAAUGUUUCGUGCUUUUAAAGAAACUGUGAACAACCAAGAACGACGAAUUCAACGUCUGGAGACUCGCCUGGCAAAAUCCGAAGACGAAAAACUUAUUUUGGCAAGAAGAUUGGAAAUACUAGAAAAUCUUACGUUUAAAAGCGAACAGGAUCCUGAAGUGGAACUCUCAACUCAAGAAAUACGACCCCCUGAGUGUAAUGAAAAGGUACACAGCCAGGAACGUGAAAAUCAAGACCUGAGAACUCGACUGGCAAAGUCCGAGGACGAAAUACUGGAUAUGAAAAGAAGGACGGAAAAGCUGGAAAAUCUUAAUUCUAAGCCCGAAAUCCUUAAAUUUCCCGAAGAAAUUAUCCUAUCCAAAGAAGCAUCGUCUUUUCAGGAUAAUGGCACGACAUAUGUUAAGGAAAGACAAGCCCAACAAGCACAACUAGAGCAUGAAUCGGUUUCUCAGAGAGUUUCACCUGGCGUUGGGGCUUUCUACGCUUACAUGAGCCACGACGAGCCUAAUCCUGGUCCCCACCACACUCUUAUUUUUGACGUACCAGUUACCAACCUGGGUAAUGGCUAUAAUCACUUUAGUGGCACUUUCAGCGUUCCCUCCUCUGGGGUAUAUGUCUUCUCUUGGACAAUUCAUUGCUCCGAUCGGGGAUACAUUUACUCCCAGCUUGUGGCCAAUGAUGAUGUUCUAGGGGCUAUAUUAACCAAUAGUGAAAGUACAAUUGAUUGGAUUUCAACGACGGGUCUCGUGGUGAAGGAAGUCAAUCAUGGUGACGUGGUCUAUGUCCGUACAGACCCCGUGCAUGGUCCUGUUGGAGAUAUCAAAUCAUCCUCUACACAUUAUCGAACUUCAUUUAGUGGAUGGAAACUUCAAUAAUGUCAACGAAAUCUUACAAUGCCAACAGAUAUACUGAAAAAUAUAAUGGUGACAGUAAUUGUGUAUUUUGAUUUACUUUUUUACAAGAAGAAUAAAAUGUGUUGAUAUUUAC